AUGGUUCUCAAGACAUUCAAGCUAGAUGGGAAGCAGCACAUUGUUGCUACUCCAUUAACACCUGAGGCGUUUGCACCAUAUGGAGGUGUCAUCAGUGCUGACCAUCAACUACAAAAUGUUGAAAAGUCAGAAGCAAACUACGGUACAGCGAUCAAGUUACAUAAAGUGGCACCCAUAGUCAACAAUUAUACCAACUCUCCUAGCAGCGUCAAGGAGACUGCAAACUGGAACAUAUUUAGAUGCACAGCACCAAAACAUUUGAUCAAACAUGGCGGCUCAAAAUCAGUCUAUUUAUCAAAAGUAUUGGAGAGACAUCCAUUCAGCACCCAAACAUUUGUGCCCAUGGGUCAAGACAAGAGCAAAUUGUCAUAUUUGGUUAUUGUAGCAAAGACUGACGGAUCUACAAGGGACAAGUUACCCGAUGCUUCACAAAUCAAGGCCUUCAUUUGCAAAGGAAAUCAAUCCAUCACUUAUGGGGCUGGUGUAUGGCAUGCUCCCAUGGUUGUCAUUGACGAAACAAUCCCACACUUGGAUUUUGCAGUGUUGAUACAUGAGAAUGGUGUUGCUGAUGAAGACUGUCAAGAGUGUUACUUUGAUCCAGGCUACAAUAUCGAGUAUACGUUAACUUCAUCGAAAUUAUAA
Molecule: messenger RNA, 642 nt
Organism: Lodderomyces theae
Lineage: Eukaryota; Fungi; Ascomycota; Pichiomycetes; Serinales; Debaryomycetaceae
Product: ureidoglycolate hydrolase
Exons: 1
Coding region: 1-642 (213 amino acids)
Biological process (GO): allantoin catabolic process
Molecular function (GO): ureidoglycolate lyase activity; ureidoglycolate hydrolase activity
Source: RefSeq, a predicted model, not a curated record